AUGGAACAAGGAGCGGGCAAUAUCGAGCCGCUGGGCGAAGGCGAAUGGCAGAGCGGGGAGGAUACAGCCACGUCGGACUAUGACCCAAGCAUAGCCGAGUCGCGGUAUGGCUCUCUGACAUCCAGCGUGAACGACCACAUCUGGGAAUAUGGAAGACGGUACCAUACGUUUCGUGAAGGAAGAUACCCAAUACCCAACGACGACCUCGAGUACAACCGCGAGUACAUGCGACAUGCCAUGUUCAAGGAGAUACUGGAAGGAAAACUGUUUGUUGCGCCGAUCGGAAACCAUCCCCAAAAGAUUGCCGACCUUGGGACUGGAUUUGGCGACUGGGCCAUCGAAAUGGGAGAAAUGUUUCCUAGCGCAAAAGUAGUAGGCGUCGACUUAUCUCCGAUCCAGCCAGUCUGGAUUCCGCCAAAUGUCGAGUUUGUGGUAGACGAUAUCGAAGACGAGUGGGUGCAAGACUCGGACUUUGACUUUAUCCAUCUGCGCUAUGUCAGCAUUGCGCUCAAGGACAACACGACACUGUUCCGGAGGAUAUUUGAGAACCUCAAACCUGGUGGUUGGGUUGAGUCCGCAGAAAUGAGCCCACACGUUUUCGGCGAUCACACGGUCAGACCUGAUAGCGCGCUGGUGAGAUUUUUCCAUCUAGGGAACGAGGUUCUGUCGACCAGAUACGGAUUCGAGGUUGAAAUCGCCGACCGCCUCGAAGAGUUGAUGCUGAGGAUAGGGUUCAUCAAUGUGCGCAGAAAGACUUACAACGUACCGCUAGGUGGGUGGGCGAGGGAACAACGGCUGCGCGUCAUAGGGCGGCUCAUGAAGGAGGUAAGCAUGGACCUAUGCGUUGCCAUGUCGGCAAGGCCGUUCAUAGAGCACGGAAUAGAGGAGAGGGAGAGAGAGGAGCUCCGCGACAGUGUGAAGGCUGCGCUGAACGACCGGACGGCCCAUGCACAAGUGCCGAUACAUGUCAUAAUAGGCCAGAAGCCGCCAUUGAGCGCGAAUCCCAGCACGGCCAGUUUCGGCAGCGGUCAGCAGCAGCAGCAGCAACAGCAGCAGCAACAUCAGCAGACAUAG
Sordaria macrospora k-hell is the source of this 1074-nucleotide messenger RNA. RefSeq lists its product as uncharacterized. The record is from RefSeq and is a predicted model, not a curated record. NCBI's taxonomy places the organism in Eukaryota, Fungi, Ascomycota, Sordariomycetes, Sordariales, Sordariaceae.